AUGGGUCGAGUUAUCCGUAACCAGCGAAAAGGCCGCGGGAGCAUUUUCACCGCUCACACUCGCCUCAACAAGGCCCCGGCCAAGUUCCGAACUCUCGACUUCAGUGAAAGACAUGGAUAUGUUCGAGGUAUCGUAAAGGACAUCAUCCACGACCCCGGUCGAGGCGCACCACUCGCCAAGGUAGAAUUCCGCGAUCCUUACAGCUUCAAGAAGCGAGCCGAGACAUUCAUCGCAAACGAAGGCCUCUACACUGGACAGUUCAUCUACGCCGGCAAGAACGCUUCUCUGAGCAUUGGUAAUGUCCUGCCCCUGGGUCAGGUCCCUGAGGGUACGGUUGUCUCCAAUGUUGAGGAGAAGGUAGGUGACCGUGGUGCUCUGGGACGAACUUCUGGCAACUAUGUUACUGUUAUCGGACACAACCCUGACGAGGGCAAGACCCGAGUCAAGCUGCCCAGUGGUGCGAAGAAGGUCAUUCUCAGCUCGGCUAGAGGCAUGAUCGGUAUCGUUGCAGGCGGUGGACGAACAGACAAGCCAAUGCUGAAGGCAUCCCGUGCGAAGCACAAGUUCGCCGUCAAGCGAAAUUCCUGGCCCAAGACUCGUGGUGUUGCUAUGAACCCUGUCGACCAUCCUCACGGUGGUGGUAACCAUCAACACAUCGGUAAAGCCUCAACCAUCUCCAGAUACGCUGCACAAGGUCAAAAGGCUGGUCUCAUUGCCGCCCGAAGAACUGGUCUGCUCCGUGGUACCCAGAAGACCAAGGACUAG
This is a messenger RNA of Exophiala spinifera, 765 nucleotides long. Its product is annotated as 60S ribosomal protein L2-B. Gene Ontology annotation, biological process: cytoplasmic translation. The transcript is spliced from 3 exons. Gene Ontology annotation, cellular component: cytosolic large ribosomal subunit; ribosome. Gene Ontology annotation, molecular function: RNA binding; structural constituent of ribosome. Lineage: Eukaryota; Fungi; Ascomycota; Eurotiomycetes; Chaetothyriales; Herpotrichiellaceae. The coding region runs from base 1 to 765 and encodes 254 amino acids. The record is from RefSeq and is a predicted model, not a curated record.